This is a messenger RNA of Ruditapes philippinarum (Manila clam), 2004 nucleotides long. Its product is annotated as sialate:O-sulfotransferase 2-like. Lineage: Eukaryota; Metazoa; Mollusca; Bivalvia; Venerida; Veneridae. The transcript is spliced from 3 exons. Gene Ontology annotation, molecular function: sulfotransferase activity. The record is from RefSeq and is a predicted model, not a curated record. Bases 338 to 1069 code for a protein of 243 amino acids.
UAAGAAAGGAAUUAAUAUUUAAUCGGAAAAGAAGUUUUAUAAAUGUUUAACGCUUCGAAUUGGAUAUGCAAUCACAGCAUUACCGUCUUUAUGUAUUUGUGCUACUUAUAAGCUCAAUAAUUCUGUCUAAUUUACUUUUCAUUUCCUUAAGAAACAAACAUGUCGGCUUUCAACAGGAACUUAGUUUAAAACAAAAUAAAUGCGAAAUUGCGAUACAUAAUACCUUGAAAUAUCAGGUUACAGACUACCGUUUAAAUAAACUAUUGACUGAAUGUGACCAAAAACAUCAUUUUGAUCGGAUCAUUUCAAUAUAUAAGGAGUUUGCUGCUAUUCUAGGAUGCCACUUUCAGCAGGUUUAAUGGAGAAUAAAAAGCCACUUGUCGCCCUUGCUAGUUUUCCUGGCUCAGGAAAUACUAUGAUAAGGAGGAUUAUUGAAUCAUUAACAGGCAUAUUAGUUGCAACAAACCAUAUUUCAACACAAUGCUCAUCAAGCGGCUUUUCGUUUGUUAUCAAAACUCAUGCAACAAAUUUUAAAGCUGGGGGCGAUGAUUGUAAGAAUUUGAACGUAAAAAGUCUAAACUACUUUAAAGCGAUUUACAUAAUCCGAAAUCCGUAUAAAGCUAUGUUAGCCGAAUAUAACAGAAGUAAUAAGUUGCAAGGGACACAAAUACCUCUGAUUUCUAAUGGCACUUACUUCGGAGAAAGAUGGAAGCAAUUUGUUGAACACGGAACAAUACGUUGGAAAGAAACGACGAUUUUUUGGAUAAAUUCCUAUAAGAAACCAGUACAUAUACUUUUUUACGAAAAUAUUUUAAAAGAUCGGUUCCGAGAGGUGUAUCAUUUAGCAAAUUUUAUAGGCGUAAAUAUUACAUUUAAGUCUCUUUUAUGUACCUUUAGUAAAUAUGUAGAGAAGGAAAAACGACAGUUUCCUAAUCAGGCAAUGGAAGUAGAUUUGUUUGAUAUUUAUGAUUCAGGUAUGCGAAGUAAAAUUAACAGUGUUAUUGUUUCGACAAUGAAAGCAGUAUAUUUAAAACAGUUAAAAAACUAUAUUCUUAAAGAGAACUCUUAAAAUAUCACUUUUUCAUGUUUGCAUUUUCCUAUGUAUGAUUUCACUAUACGUUCGUACUAUGAUGUUGAUUAUUGACGCAUUAGAUCUAAUACUCUUGCGUUGAUUGUGUAAGCUUUACUGUUUUGUUAAAUUAUAUGUGUAGUUAUCAUGUCAUUAGUAGAUGAUUUAAAGCAAAGUUUGAUAUGUAAAUACUAAUGCUUUUAGCUAAAGUAAAUAAUUUUAACUGUACUGCCAACAGCAACAAAUUAUAGACUAAAAUAAAAGAUAUUGUUUUAUUUCUUUUUCUUCAUAAAAAGUGCAUUAUGUAAUGUAAAACUACAGUUAUGCUCAUUGUUCUUGAAUGGUACUACAUGUACCAAAGAAUGGCAUAAAGUUGUUCCCAUUCUUGAUAAACAUUUCAUGUCACCCCAUUUGAAUAAAGUUGGCUUUUGUUUUUGAAUGAUUAUAAUUGUAGUCGAUAAAGAGUUAAUUUUGAGAUCGAUUAAAAUCUUCCGCAAUAUUUUUGUUUGAUUGUCACUUUAAAUAUUCUUACAUAAUUCGAAUAUUUUUAAACAUUUGCAUUUUGUUGCAAUCAAUGCUAUAAUGUAGUUCAAUCAAUAAAGUGGCUUGCAUAAAGAGUAAGUGAUUGCUAAAAUGUAUCAUCUUUGUUAAGAACAUUGAGUUGUCUAGACUUCCUAAAACAAUUGUUGUUUUCAAAUUCUAUUGAUAUUUUGCUCUAGAAACGAUACGGAAUACAUAAAAAAGUUUUUAUGUGUUAGUCUUGUCUGUUGAAUGGUGUACUAUCUAUUCAUUGUUUCUGUUUCUUUUAAUGUAACAUGUUGUCAAUUUGUAUUUUUUCCAUUAGAUAUCGAAGUAAUAGUAAAUUAAUUUUUGCGGUAUCGUCAUGUAAAAAUAUAGAUGAUAGAAAUUAUCAUUUUAUAAGUUGCAACAUAAUU